AUGGCGGAGAUGGCGCGCAAGCAUCACGUCGCAGUGCAAGAAGACAACCCCGGUGAGAGAGACCCGCAGGCAAGGGAACGAGAUGUGAUGACAGCCCUAGAAAGCAUACAAACAAGCGUGAGCGAAGAGCAGGCUUUGGAGAUGGACCAGAACAUAGCAUGGGACGAAUGCGAGCUCGCACUACGCUUCUCGAAAAGCGGCUCUGCCCCUGGGCUAGAUGGCAUCCCCUAUGAGGUCUGGAAGACGCUGCACGAGAGAUUCAAGGAGGACUCACGUCACGAGGACAGGGAGGCUUUUAAUGUCCUCAAGGUUUUUGAGGCAGCGUUCCGUGACAUCCAGCAGAACGGCGUGUGCAUAUCUACGGGUUUCGCAGACGACCCAUUACACUACUGA
Messenger RNA from Dichomitus squalens LYAD-421 SS1, 393 nucleotides. RefSeq lists its product as uncharacterized. The record is from RefSeq and is a predicted model, not a curated record. The coding region runs from base 1 to 393 and encodes 130 amino acids. Lineage: Eukaryota; Fungi; Basidiomycota; Agaricomycetes; Polyporales; Polyporaceae. The transcript has 2 exons.